AUGAAUACCGGCCAUAAGUAUUCAAUAAUUGUGAGAUUGGGCAUAAUAUUAGUUCUUCUAUUUGACUUCAAUAUUGAUUUGUCGUUCCCAAAAGUAAGAAAGGAAUCAUAUAGUACUCCAAAGAAGAACUUACUUCUCCGGACCACAAAAGAACACUCGGCAAAUAGUUUGAUUACUGUGGGAUUGGAAUUAAUUCUCCUAUUUGACUUCAAUACUAUUCGUUCCUACGAAGGAAACUAUAUAAUACUCCAAAGAAAAAUUUACUUUUCCGGACCGCAUACAAAAACCACUCCCGAUAGCUUGAUUACUGUGGGAUUGAAAAUAUUAAUUCUUCUAUUUGACUUCAAUACUGUCCGUUCCUACGAAGGAAACCAUAUAAUACCCCAAAGAAAAAUUUACUUUUCCGGACCGCAUACAAAAACCACUCCCGGCAAGUAUAAUGUUAUAUUUAUGUAUAUAGUGUUGGUUAAUCUGCAAGAGUAAUAUUUAUUUUUGUGUAUAUAUAUUAUUUAGAUAUAUUAUUAUAUAUCUUUGUAAUUAAUUGUUAUCGUCUUAUUUUUUAUUUAUUGGUAUUUAUAAGUACAUUGAUUGCAGCUAUUCGAAUCCUUGUUUUUUUAUUCAAUUUCAUUUGGCUCGAAUAAUUACCAUACAGUUUGGUGACACUUCGUUAAAUAACUGGGAUAAUUUUAAUUCAUGUGCAUACAAAAUCUUUUAGCUUUGCUCUUUUAAAUUCCGUUGAAUAUUACGUCGAUUUCUA
Messenger RNA from Monomorium pharaonis (pharaoh ant), 757 nucleotides. RefSeq lists its product as uncharacterized. NCBI's taxonomy places the organism in Eukaryota, Metazoa, Arthropoda, Insecta, Hymenoptera, Formicidae. The coding region runs from base 1 to 483 and encodes 160 amino acids. The record is from RefSeq and is a predicted model, not a curated record. The transcript has 4 exons.